Carassius gibelio (silver crucian carp) is the source of this 1699-nucleotide messenger RNA. RefSeq lists its product as uncharacterized. Bases 455 to 1699 code for a protein of 414 amino acids. The record is from RefSeq and is a predicted model, not a curated record. The transcript has 2 exons. Lineage: Eukaryota; Metazoa; Chordata; Actinopteri; Cypriniformes; Cyprinidae.
CAGAAUUUCAAAAACCUUCUCAAGACGUUAUCCAACAAGCAUCAACUCAUGAUGGCAUGCGCAAUUGACUCACAUAGCUUUUUUAAAGCACCUCUACAUGUUGAAAAUGUUAAGGUACUUAAAAUAUCCUCUCUUGAUGCAAGGCUGAGAUUGGCAGUUGAAAACAAGUAUGCAAACCAAACUUCCUUUUCUUUAACCACAAAGGCAACUGUACAUGGAACCCAGUACAGUCGAGGAAUGAUUCUGUGUAUUGGAAAUGAAAAUGGAUUUCCAGAGUUUGGUCAGAUUGAUCAUAUCCUAAUUUGUGGCACAGAGGUUGCAUUCAUUGUGCACAGACUUACCUCAUGGUACAUUGAACAUUUCCGGGCAUAUGAGAUAAAUCAAAGUACGCACUGUGAUGUUGCAAUUGUGACUCCACAAGAGCUUGUUGAUUUUUAUCCUCUGGCUGCUUACAAUGUUGGCGGAAGACGCAUGGUUGUACCAAAGAGAUUUUUACUUGGUUGAUUACUUGGUUGUUCUUAACUUACCAAUUUUGCUCAUACUGUCCCCUGUCCUCCAGGUUGCAAUGUUGCUGCGAGUCAUUCUUUCACCUGACAACGUUAGAAAAAUAUCUGUGCCUACCCCAUCCUCAGUAGAAGGACUUUGCACGUGUCUGUGUGAAAAAUUGCAAAUAGAGAAAGGCUUUACCAUUCAGUAUGAAGAUCCAGAUUUCAAUAAUCAACUUUGUAAUCUGCAUGACAUCUCCGAGCUUCCACCAGAAAAAGCUACUUUGAGACUUCAUUGGGAAUUGUUUUUAACCCCAAUUUCAGUGCAUUCUGAAUUGACAGAUCCCCCUGCAGAUGCAGAAAGCACAUUAUCCGUCCAACCAUCUACAUCAGCAACUUCCUCAGAUUCAACACAGGUCGCUUCUCUAUUAAGGUCAGAACAUUGGCCAAGCAAGUUUCCAAUACCCUGCUUCUCCUAUGAUGUGGAACUAAAGCUUCAGAAAGCCAAUGAGGAAUACGAGAAAAAUGGAAAGUCCUUAACUGUCUCAAGAGACAUCUUGAUGGAAGUGUUGGGCAAGUUGGCAGAAGCCAUAUACACAUUUAAGGCAUACCCAAAGGACACUGAUUUGAAGAAGGUUGCAUCUGCAUUGAUAGAAAAGCAUCCCUGCCUUAAACGUCCUGGAUCUGAAACUGGAUGUGAAGGAUGGACAUUAAGUUUGAAGAACAAAAUGCAGAAUUACCGUCAAAAACUUCGUGAGCUUGGUUGUGCAGAAUUGAUACUUAAUAGGCGAGAUGCAUCCAAACAAACACUGAAAAGACCACGAAGAUCUGAACUGAACUUUCUUCCUGACAUUCCAACUGGUUUUGAUGAAGAAGCUUUGGAGAAUGAACGCAAAUGGAUGGAAGAAGAGGUUAAGAAGAAAGAUGUGAACAUGCAUGCUUUGAACACAAAGAUGGAUUUCACCUUCUCUCUUAGAAGACGUGAGGUUGUUGAAGAUCAGCCUCUUGUAUCAACACUCAAACAACGAUGGCCAGCACUCUUUAAUGAGGAACAGGUUUAUGCAGAAUUUAGAAGGAUCAACCAUUUAGACCUUAAAUCCACAUUCCUUACAUCACUGGAUAACAACUCCAGAGGCUUGUUGAAACUCUUCAGGGCAAAAGUAAUACAGAGAGGCGAUUGUGACUUGGAGACUUUGCUGGACAAUCUAGAUUAA